Messenger RNA from Closterium sp. NIES-65, 1962 nucleotides. Lineage: Eukaryota; Viridiplantae; Streptophyta; Zygnematophyceae; Desmidiales; Closteriaceae. The record is from the annotation of a GenBank genome assembly.
AUGGCCGACAGCUCGGUCCACUCUCGCCCCAUGGCAGCCCAGGGCGCAGAGGAUGGAGAAGAAGACCUGGAGGACGAUGAAAAUACUGACCAAGACUACGCACAGGAUCGCGAGAACGAUAGCGAGUUUGAGGCGACCGAGGAGGAUUUGUUCCAGGGUGGUGUCUACGAACCAUCCGUCCGGAUUCAAGUCCAGGGGAGUGUUGAAGGGAGUGAAGGGCCGGGAGGCGAUGGAGUGCGCCCACGACCCGGUGCGCCCGAAGAACGAGGGUGCAGCAUUCGAAAGAUUCGCCUUGGGAACCUGUUUGUCCGCAUGACGCGGAGCACAUCACACCUCGACGACUAUCUUGACGUUUUCGUACUCGUCGUUGUUUCCAGGAAGUCGAAGACCAACCCCAACAACAAGCUGAGUCAUCAGUUUCUUGCAAGGCAUAGGGACUGGCGGCUCUGCGGAAUGGGCCAUGUGUUCCUGUGGCCUCAUUUCAUCUACGACCUGGUUCCUCUGCGCUACGGCCCUGGUAUCGUCGAGCCUCUCGACUUUUCUGAACCGAUCUUGUGGACUAAAGCGCACCUCUUCUUUUCUUUGAAGAAGGGCGACCAGGGAAAGCAGAAGCAAGACGAGAUGCACUACAAAACGCAUAACACCUGGAUUAAGUGGGCCAUGACGAAGGCGAGAUGGAUUCUGAGCAAGGUGACACAUGCAUUCCGUAGAUCCGGAGCGCAACAACUCCAUGACGACGGUUGCUCCGACAACGAUAUCGGCACUCUGGGCGGAUGGGCGCAGGGGGAGUUGCGGAGGUGUUAUGUGUUCGGCAUUCCGUUCAAGCCGGUUUGGCUGCUCGCAGGAUUCAGCGGGGAUCGUGGAGACUACUACAUCAGCAGAGCCCGUGCCAAGCUUCCGCGGCAUAAGGAUAAGGAGAAGGAUGAGUGGUUGCAGCUCUUGGAUCUCUUAAGGCUUCACAUUUUCCCCUGGGUCGAAGAGGGUUGGAAGAAGGACGCUAUCUUUCGCACGGCCACAGAAGAGAAGAUGCAGAAGAUGCACCUCACCGCCAAUAUGCUCAGGGAGGAGCUUGGGAUUUUGAGAGGACGUGAAAUGCAGUUGGCGAUGGAGAACGCUGAACUGAGGGAGAAACUCGCCGCUGAGCGAGAUGACAAGGCUCGGGUCAUUGCAGAGUUCGAAGCAUACAAGAGGUCUGUUGCGGCCAGGGAUGUCGCGGCAAACACCUAUGCAGAGAUCGACGGAUCGUCGAAGAGCGCGGGAACAGGAGCAAAGCAGGCAAUGGGCGCAUCCAAAGCACCAGUUGCCGUGGAAGAUUUCUUCGUCGUGGUCGUUGUGUCUUGGCGCGAAGCCACCACUAUUGCUGCAGCCUGGAAAGUGUGGGUGCAGCCAAGCCUCAUCAUGGGCGGCAGGUCACUGCGCGAAGUCUUUGCAGAGUUCGACCGGUAUAAGAAGAAGGACAAAAAUUCCAGCUUCAUCACCGCAUAUUCCCGGUUUGCUUACAAAGGUACGCCCGGGAUGGCUGUGGGUGCAUGCGAGCGAAAGAUGCAUCGCGCGCAUCGUGUCAUGGUUUCCGUGGAGACGCUAAGAAAAGACAGCUCCGAGGCGGCGACCGCAACGGCCAUUAAGCUGCUGGACGAGGUUUUACUCGUGUGCAACUUCACGGAAUUCACCAACGGCCUGGCGGUGCUGCAUGAGACUCCGCCCAUCAAGAAACAGAAGACCGGUUCGUCGACGGAAAAGAGGACCGUCAACGACUUGGCGCAACGCAGAGUGGGCUGGCUGUUAGUCAAGAAGGGCCUUCGCGACCAGGAGUGGGCAAGUUCGCUGUUUGGGGAUGAUGAGUGGGAGGAGAUCCACAAGGAACACAUGGCGCAGGAGAAGGCGGAAGAGGAGAAACAACGAACCGCUGCUGCGAAGAAGGCGGAACGGGAAAAGGCGAAGGGCGAAGCGUCGAAACGCUAG